AUGGACAGAAUUAUCUCGGCCUCUGACGAACCGGGUGACCAUGAUACUUCCUCGGAUAUAGAAGUCUCUGGGUCGUCCGUCCGCCAGCUUCAGGAUCAUACGUCCCAUGAAGGAGAUCUUUUGGAUCAAGUACAAGCGCUGAGUCUGUCCAUACGUCGGCUUGAAAAAGAGAAUUGGUCGCAAGGACGAGAGCUCUCUUCCCUCAUGGACGAUGAUGACGCGGAACAUGAUCGAUUCCGCAGGGCCAUCGUGACCAAGAAUGAAGAAAUUACUGCGUUGCAAGCUACGGCAGACUCGCUACAGCGGCGCUGGCAAGAACAUGUCGCGGGUCAGUGGUCAGAAAGCGCCUCGGUGCACCCCAACAUCGGGGCAUGCCCCGCUCCAAGUCGCGAACACUACAAUUGUUCCUUCCCUCCGCAAGAUCGGGAAAAAUGCAUGAAGAAUAGGGACACCUGGCGCAUCAUUCUCAGCCAACUUAAGGAAAGGUUAGCCAAGAGGCUUGAGUGUGCAGAGGCGCGCGCCCAACAUUGUCAGCAGAUCAUAAGCAGAAUCCAGAAAGAGAUAUCUCUCGUCCAACCUUCCGCGUUGUCAUGCAUCCUUGCGAAUCCUAUAGCCGACAGAGGACCUUCAACAUCUGCACUGGAGGUAUCAGACGGCUCUGUGAAAGAGCCUGUCAAAGUCAAGAAGAAUGCCAACAAGAUUGCUAAGCAGCGUAAUGAGAAUACGGCACGUAAUCAUUGCUUGCGCGAUUGGUUGCAAGACCAUCCGCGUGGGACCAACGGUCAAUUCGAUGCACACUGGAGGAAUAUACGAGCCAACGCUGACCUUCUCAAACCAUACCAAGAUCGUGCCCGUAAGGACGUUGUAGUGGGCAAGGCGAAGCUAAACCACGACAAGCCCGCCAAGCUCUCAGGAAAGAACACCGCACGGUAUUUGUUCAGGCAGAUAACCCAAGAGGGUGCGCGUGCCGCAGGCGGUGAUUUGGAGGAAGACCUGUAG
Molecule: messenger RNA, 999 nt
Organism: Schizophyllum commune H4-8
Lineage: Eukaryota; Fungi; Basidiomycota; Agaricomycetes; Agaricales; Schizophyllaceae
Exons: 12
Coding region: 1-999 (332 amino acids)
Source: RefSeq, a predicted model, not a curated record